This is a messenger RNA of Peniophora sp. CBMAI 1063, 999 nucleotides long. The record is from the annotation of a GenBank genome assembly. Lineage: Eukaryota; Fungi; Basidiomycota; Agaricomycetes; Russulales; Peniophoraceae.
AUGUCUCCGCAAAAGCAGCCUGAAGCCGGUGUCGUCGUGUCCACUCAAGUCCUGGACGACGUCGCCGCGAUGUUGGAGAUGGCGUUACGUGACACGGAGGUCGCAUCUGGUCUCGGACUGGGGGCCCUGAAGACCAACGAUGCCUUCAGGAAGAGCGUUUUACUGCAGUUACAUAGCCACAUGGCGAACAAGAGGGGACCGACCCGUCCAAGCUACGUGCUCGCAAUGGUGGUGGUUAAAAACCAAAGUAACACGCCUGAAGCAAGAAAGAUAUACGACUCUGGAGUACCCACGGAGGGGCAAGACAUCCCUCCUACUCUCGAUCUUGCUCCCACCAGCAGACAGAGCCCUAGCAAGACGGCGAGUUUCGACGCAUUGCGAAAAGUCGCUCUUGAGUUUGCGGAGACUUUUCUUCCACCGGCUGCUCCCUUUUUUAAAUAUGACCCCGACAAUGAUAGCUACAGCCGCAAGGCGUUCGGCGCGCUCGUUGCGGCAUUCUACCAAGACUCCUUCAAAUACAGCAACCCCCUCGUCGACGACUUUAACGCCAUCAUGCCCGACAUACAUAAGCGCCCAGCCGAUUACUACGACUACGAGGGCUUUCCUCUCCGUCUUCCUCCCACACGGGAAGGAUUUUGUGAUGGAGGCACUGCCUAUGAGCACGCGGACGCGCUGAAACAGUACCAAAAGGAAGGAAAAUUUUUCCUCUUCCACCAGAUGGAUAUAAAGCGGCCAGCGGCCAAGGACGACGGCAGCAACGAUGAGUGGGGAUCGCAGGACGCGUCGGGAUCUGAUGAAGAGGCCCCUGCGGGGGAUGAAAAGGCCCCUGCGGGGGAUGAAGUGGCCGAGCCGGCGUCCGUGCCGGGGCCCAGUUCAAGAAAAGGGGUGCGCACGAGGAAGGAGUCUACGAAGGUGAGGGAAAUGAGGGGUGUCGGGCGCAAGGCGAAUGAUGCUUCCCUUCAUGAACUAUCAAGCGGAAAGAGGCGUCGUACGGUAUAG